Nematostella vectensis (starlet sea anemone) is the source of this 1090-nucleotide messenger RNA. Its product is annotated as proteasome subunit alpha type-1. The transcript has 13 exons. Bases 63 to 887 code for a protein of 274 amino acids. Gene Ontology annotation, cellular component: proteasome core complex, alpha-subunit complex; proteasome core complex; nucleus. Lineage: Eukaryota; Metazoa; Cnidaria; Anthozoa; Actiniaria; Edwardsiidae. Gene Ontology annotation, biological process: ubiquitin-dependent protein catabolic process. The record is from RefSeq and is a predicted model, not a curated record.
GCUCAAGAUGCCAGCGGUUACACCCAUUAGUACAAAAAUCGGCCUUUCUUCCCGAAGUCAAAAUGUUCCGCAACCAGUACGACAAUGAUGUUACAGUAUGGAGCCCACAGGGGAGAAUUCAUCAGAUUGAAUAUGCCAUGGAGGCUGUGAAGCAGGGCUCUGCAACUGUUGCUUUGAAAUCAAAGACUCAUGCUGUCAUUGUGGCAUUAAAGCGUGCACCAUCAGAGUUGUCAGCUCAUCAGAAGAAGAUCCUGCCCAUAGACACUCAUGUUGGAGUAUCCAUAGCUGGGCUUACUGCAGAUGCAAGACUUCUCAGCAAGUUCAUGAGGAAUGAAUGUUUAAAUUCUAAAUAUGCAUAUGAUACAAUGCUACCUAUAACAAGACUGGUGUCAAGUGUUGGAGAUAAAAUGCAAAUCCCCACGCAGCGGUAUGGCCGUCGUCCUUAUGGUGUUGGGCUGCUUGUCGUUGGCUAUGACGACAUGGGACCGCACAUCUUUCAAACCUGUCCAUCUGCCAAUUAUUUUGACUGUAAAGCAAUGGCUAUUGGUGCCCGCUCACAGUCAGCAAGGACCUACCUGGAAAAAUACCUGGAUGCAUUUGGUGACUGUGAACCAGAAGAGCUCAUCAAGCAUGGCCUGAAGGCGCUGAGAGAGACUCUCCCAAAUGAACAGGAACUCACAACAAAGAAUUGUUCCAUUGGGCUUGUCGGCAAAGAUCAGGACUUUGUCAUUUACAAUGAUGAUGACGUGGCACCAUAUCUUGCUGGCUUUGACCAGUCUAGGAAGCCAAGAGGAGAGGCUGCCCCAUCAGGGGAUGUCACCAUGGCAGAGGGACAGGAGGCGAGUGAUGAUGCCAAGCCAGAGGCAAUGGAGCAUGACGAGAGAUGAGCUGCUGUGAAAUCUGUACUUCCCCCCUUCUAUAUGUGAUCAUAACUUUUAGAGUGCAUUAGACCACCACUUCUAAAAUACAUUAGACCACUUUUAGAGACUCUUGCACUACACCAUCCUUAUUACGGAACACUUUUAACAUUUGCGAUUCUUCAGACUGUGGCUCUUAUCAUGAUCUUGCAAAAUAAAAGUAACAAUUGUGA